CUUGGGCAGCCCUUACAUCAAUCCACGUCGCCUAUUGAUACAAAUAAAACCCAGUGAAUCAUAAUAUUGUCUAAAAUAAAAUAAACUCCCGAAAUAAUAUCGCCCAGUCACUGGCUUACGCGGAAUAAAAUAAUUCCGAGUGAUUGAGAGUAACUGGAAAAUUUUAAAAUCAUGAUGAAACGCAUAAAUCUUACGUGCUAGUCAGUACCAGCGAACGUGUCUAUGAACGUCCCAGAAUUUCCGGCGCCUCCAUCAUUAGUGAGACCAUCGUCAUCCGUUACUUUGUCAUCACCAUCAGUGGGAUUUAUCAGUCAUCGAGAUCCAUCGGAAAUAAAACGACGGAGCUCCCGUACAAAUGUUUCGUCAGGAGAAAAGUUUACCCGGACAGUUUCUGUGUCACAUUUAUUAUCUGGCAGCAACAAUUUACCCUCGCGUAGACGUGCGCACCGGGUUGCGCGUAUCGCGAACUCGGUGCAUCCACGACCACGAGUUGUCACGAGAGAGUCGUCUAGAGUAAAUCGUGCACGUGUCACUGAGCUUAAACUUAGUAUGACUGAGAGGCGUGAAGACGACGAGGAUGAUGCUGACGUUAUUUGUGCCUCAGGCACUCCCGUGUCCUUGGGUUCGAGAACUAUAUCGGAAGACUUGACAAUUGAAUUGAAAGACCACCAGACAAAUGACACUGACGAGAUGCCAUUUAUCAAGUCUAUUGGAAUCCAGGCACGCGAGCGCGAAGGUCCUUACUGGCUAAGAGUUUUUCCGACGUUAAAAGAUAUAAUUGAAGAGGAGGAGAGUGAAAACUCGGGAACUUCCUCGAAAAUAUGGAAGCAUUUAAGAUUUCUGGGAAGACUUUCUCUGUGUCAAUUUGGUCUCGCGUGGCUGUUAACUUUCUGGGCGAUAGCUGGAGCCGCGGCUUUUUACGCGACCGAGGGACCACGUGAAAGAGCCCAAGUUUUGGAGCUGAAGGACAUGCAGAAAGAUUUGGCUGUCGGGUUAGCCACUGAGUUGCGUCAAUUAAAGGCCAGUGAAGAAGAAAUGGAACCGCUGUGGAGUAACAAAGUUCGACAGUACGUUGCGAAGCAUGAAAAACUUUUGCUGGCGGCUGUUAACUCUGGAUAUGGCGAAGGGGGUGAGAGCGGAGAGCUUUGGACAUUUUCCGGCUGUGUGCUCUUCGCUAUAUCCCUCCUCACUACUCUAGGCUUUGGCGCGCCAGUUCCUCGCACAACUGCCGGUCGGACAGUGGCCGUAGUCUUUGCUGGUAUUGGAAUCCCAGCGCAUUUUCUUCUUAUACUGAACCUCGGUCUUCUUCUUGCUGUCCGUCUCCAGCGGUACGCCGUGCAUAGAAAAUACGGAGAAGAAUACGACAUCGAGGCUGCCAACAGCUUCCCCGUUCCGCGAUGGGUUAAAAUUAUCCCUUUUAUCUGGAUCGCCGGAUAUUAUCUCUUGGGAAUCCUCGGGUUCGGUGCCGGGAGGUCAAGACCAUUAGCAGCGAGUCUGCUUUUCCCUCUGGACUUCACAGCAGCCGGUGGACUGGCAUCAACUUCAGGGUUUGUACGAAUAGCUUACGCUCUAUAUCUCGAAGGCGCUGUCACGAUAGCCGCAGUUGCGGUGGCAGUCCUUCGGGUAUCAGCCACUGAAAGUCUCACGAAUAUUGGCCUCAAGUACGGAUUAUUGGUUGAAGCAUAGCCUGUAAAGAAACUAUCGAUCAGGUUUUAAAGAUAAAGAUUUGACCCUGAGAGUAACACAUGCCGUGACCAAGAUUCCUCGAUAGAUAGGGAGCGGUCACGCGGAUAACUCUGGUGGUCUACUACCAACCCUAAGUCUAUACCGAGCCACUGAGAUGUGACCUCGUAUUAAAAUACUUAGCCAGUGAUGAACGCUGGCAAAGUACUUUAAUUAAAUUAAAUAACAUCCAAUAAAAUAAAGUUAAUUUUUAUAAUAAUAAAUAAUUUAUGACAUUGGACGAAUUUUUUAAAUUUCCCGGUGUGCAUGAUGUAAUUUUAUUUAUAUAAAUACGCGUAUGUGUUGUUAUUUUAUUUUAAAAACGCAUUUCAAUAUUCGUGCCAAGCAUAAAUGUAUAGUACAUUUACUCUAUUUGUAACUAUAACUAUACAUGUACAAUAGAUAUUGCAACAAACGUUGUAGUAUAAAAGUAUUAUUAUUUUAUAAUUCACAAUAUCGAUCAGCAGUAGAAGCCUGCGUCAGGGACACUAAAGUUAUUUGAACUUAUUGUUAGCAUACAUGAUAUUUGUGUUUGACAUCUAGCUAUAUGUACUUCCCACAAGGAAUGUGACAUUGGCGGAGAUGAAUGUAAGAAAAUUCAAACAAUUACCUAUUGAAUAAUGUAAUGAUGU
Microplitis mediator is the source of this 2354-nucleotide messenger RNA. RefSeq lists its product as uncharacterized. Gene Ontology annotation, molecular function: potassium ion leak channel activity. The record is from RefSeq and is a predicted model, not a curated record. Gene Ontology annotation, cellular component: membrane. NCBI's taxonomy places the organism in Eukaryota, Metazoa, Arthropoda, Insecta, Hymenoptera, Braconidae. The transcript has 6 exons. Gene Ontology annotation, biological process: potassium ion transmembrane transport; stabilization of membrane potential. Bases 223 to 1686 code for a protein of 487 amino acids.